AUGACUGAUAGACCGAGUCAGGAGGACCUUGACGAGCUGCAGCGCGAGAUGGACAAGAAGGAGGCAGAGGCCAAGAAGGCCGGGGUGCCCUUCAAUAGAGCGGCUGCGCUGCGCAGGAUUGCCCAGUCCAAGGGAAGGUUCUAUGACUCUGCAGAGUUCAUCUUGAAGCAAGGUAGAGGAGAGACCCAGCCUAGUGCUUACUUCAACAAGGACAUAACAAAGGAGACUGCAGGAAAGCCGAACCCACCUGCCGCGGGGGGAAGCCGUUUUGCUGCCAAGACAUCCCAAGACGAAGAUGACAACGACGAUAACGAUGAGUAA
This is a messenger RNA of Giardia duodenalis, 321 nucleotides long. RefSeq lists its product as uncharacterized. NCBI's taxonomy places the organism in Eukaryota, Fornicata, Diplomonadida, Hexamitidae. The transcript has a single exon. Bases 1 to 321 code for a protein of 106 amino acids. The record is from RefSeq and is a predicted model, not a curated record.